AUGUUUCAGAUCGUCGCCCUGAGCGACGGCGCGGUGAAAAUCGCGCCGGUGAACUUGGGCAAGAGCACGCUCGAGGCGGUGACGCAAGAGUUGGAGUCGUUGUACGUCGAUAAGGUGCUCGCAGAGUGCGGGGGGUUGUGCGUGACGCUGUAUUCCAUCACAAAUAUCUCUGGAGGGACCGUGUUGGCGGGCGAAGGGUGCGUGUGCUUCGAGGUGACGUUCAAAGUGGUGCUCUUCAAGCCGUUCGCGGGAGAGGUGAUCGAGGGAACGUUGCUGAGCGCCGACGCGCACGGGGCGCACGUGUCGAUUGGGUUCUUCAAAGAUAUAUUCGUGCCCCCGACGAACAUGCAGGCGCCGAGUGAGUACGACGAUGACUCCAAGGUCUGGAUGUGGGACUACGAUGGCGAAUUGAUGGAGAUGAAGGUGGGCGAGCGGUUUCGCUUUAAAGUCGUCGCCGUGCGCUUUCCCGAAUCGCCAAAGACGGCGGAGGAACUGGCGAGUCUCACCCGGGAGAGCGGCGCCGCGCCGCGAGAUGGAGGCGACGCCGCGUUCGCACCCAUGCUCGUCAUCGCGGAUAUCAACGAAGACGGUUUAGGUUUGUGCUCUUGGUGGGAAGAAAAAGACUAG
This is a messenger RNA of Ostreococcus lucimarinus CCE9901, 627 nucleotides long. RefSeq lists its product with no specific name. Gene Ontology annotation, biological process: transcription initiation at RNA polymerase III promoter; DNA-templated transcription. The transcript has a single exon. Gene Ontology annotation, molecular function: nucleic acid binding. Gene Ontology annotation, cellular component: RNA polymerase III complex. The record is from RefSeq and is a predicted model, not a curated record. Lineage: Eukaryota; Viridiplantae; Chlorophyta; Mamiellophyceae; Mamiellales; Bathycoccaceae. The coding region runs from base 1 to 627 and encodes 208 amino acids.